AUUAACACAACGCUGUAAAUCAACUAUAUGUCAAUCAAAAAAAAAAGUACAGCUGAGAAAUACCAAAGUCAAGACUUUUUUAGAAAGUCAUCUAACCAGUGCUAUCCCCUUGGUGGGACGAGUCUCUGUACCCAUCUGACACUGACCCUGAGUCUGUCAGCCCUGGACUGAGGUCGGCCUCACACAUCUAAAGUUUCGGAGGCCGACAACAGACCUACCUCUGAUGGCAGCCACUAACAUCUAGGGGGGAGCCCUUUUGAACGGACAGAGGCCCCUCAGAUGUGUUUACCUCACUUCAACCACUGUCUCCUCUUUACCAGGCUUCUGGUGUCUUGACGCUUGGCCAGCAGUGUUGGUUUGCAAAAUUGAAACCUUAGUUAAGACUCGUUGAGGUUUGGUUUUGAAAACUGGCUGUUCCUACCCACAUUCCUUUGAGAUAUAAAUAGAAAAAAAAAAAGGUUUAAUUAGUAAAGCAAGACAUCUGAGCUAUGUCCACCUGAUCCUUGAAAAGGAAAUCUAAGAGGUUCUUCCUAUCGCUUUUUCAUUCCUAUAUAAGGUACGUCAGUGAGGUAGCAAAAGCACAUCUGUUUUUUGGCUCCUUCAGUUCUUUUUCCUGAUUCUUCUUGGAGGAAAAUCUAAACCGGUGAGUAGCUGGUGGACCACCCAGACCCCAGACUCUUCCUUCCUGCAUGGGUUCAUUUUAGGCUGGUGCAUGUGGUGCUCAGGUUCUUUCCCCGUGGAGCUGACACGCAGGUGGAUUUUGAUCUCUGCUAAACGGGUUUCUGAUGUCUCUGAUUCCCAUCCUUCGGGACAGAAGGGCAUCCCUUCCGUAGAAGGUCUGCAGGCAGCCCAAGCUCUGUCCUUCUGCAAGGGAAACUCGCAAUGGUGCAUUUUUCUGGCUGGUGUACUAAAAUGCCAUUGCAUUUGUAGCAUGGUCUACUUCUGAAUGGCUUGUAGAUGUCUCCAUAAGUGGCCGAUGAUGUAAAUAUUUAUAUAUAUUUUACAAGAAAGCAGCAUCAAAUCUUUCUUCAGUUUGUAUUUUUUAAUUUCAUCUUUGGCAUAUAUUCAAGAGAGGACGCUGAGAUGAAGGGGGCUGGAAUCUUUUCAGUAUUUGGUUUUUAUUUGGAUAUCAUGUCUUAGCUGGUCAUACGCUUAUUGCAUCUUAAAAUUUCUCAGCAAUUGUGCAGUUUCUGUGGACCUGGGGGGUGUGCUCCCCCCAGAUGUGCCCAUUCCUGCUGGGCAUUGACCACUUCUCGAUUGUUCUGUGAGAACAGGUGGAAAAUGAGCAUCACCGAUGUCCUCAGUGCUGAUGACAUUGCAGCAGCCCUGCAGGAGUGCCGAGAUCCAGAUACCUUUGAACCCCAAAAAUUCUUCCAGACUUCGGGCCUCGCUAAGAUGUCGGCCAGUCAGGUGAAAGAUGUUUUUCGUUUCAUAGACAACGACCAGAGUGGGUACCUGGAUGAAGAAGAGCUGAAGUUUUUCCUCCAGAAGUUUGAGAGUGGUGCUAGAGAACUGACCGAGUCAGAAACCAAGUCCUUGAUGGCAGCUGCAGACAAUGACGGAGACGGGAAGAUCGGGGCUGAUGGUAUGUUCACACCUGCACACGGCAGGGGAGACUUGAGCUCAGGCGGCAUCCGGGGCAGGGCGGUUAGGCCACGAGAAUUCCAGGAAAUGGUACAUUCUUAA
This is a messenger RNA of Capra hircus (goat), 1686 nucleotides long. It is a transcript of the gene OCM, whose product is annotated as oncomodulin 2. Gene Ontology annotation, molecular function: calcium ion binding. The record is from RefSeq and is a predicted model, not a curated record. Gene Ontology annotation, cellular component: cytoplasm; nucleus. Bases 1282 to 1686 code for a protein of 134 amino acids. The transcript is spliced from 4 exons. NCBI's taxonomy places the organism in Eukaryota, Metazoa, Chordata, Mammalia, Artiodactyla, Bovidae.